Molecule: messenger RNA, 1139 nt
Organism: Racocetra persica
Lineage: Eukaryota; Fungi; Glomeromycota; Glomeromycetes; Diversisporales; Gigasporaceae
Source: the annotation of a GenBank genome assembly
GGUCCACAUUGCUUCUUGGAUCUAAUGAGAUUAUUAUCUACGUGAAAACAAAUACUGAGGAAACAAUGAAGCUUGAUUUAAAGCUUAGUAACACUAUCUACGAAGUUAAAUCAGUGAUCCGAGAUAAAAAAAACAUCCCCACUUCCCAUCAACGAAUUAUUUUUAAUGGCAAAGAAUUGGAUGAUCAUAAUAUCCUUUCAAAUUACAAAAUUCAAAAAGGGUCCAUACUUCAUCUUGAAUCUACGGAAAUUAUUAUCUACGUGAAAACCAAUACUGGAGAGACUAUAGAGCUUAAUUCAAUGCCAGAUUAUACAAUUCAUAAAGUUAAGCUAAUGAUCCAAGAUAAAAAAAACAUCCCUCUUGUCCAACAACGUAUUUAUUUUAAUGAACAAGAAUUAAAUGACAAUAGUAGCCUUUCGUUUUGCCAAAUUAAAAAAGAGUCUGUACUUUAUCUAGAAAUUUUGACAAUGGUUAUAAAAAUCUAUGUGAAAAUAAUGAACGAAAAAAUUAUAGAAUUAGAAGUAAGGAGAGAUCAUUCAAUUAGAGAGGUUAAGCGAUUGAUCCAGGAUAAAGAAGGCAUCCCUUCUGACAAACAAUAUCUUUUUUUAAAUGAUCAAUUGUCCGACGGUGACUUCUUGUCAAAUUACAAAAUCGAAGAAGAGUCUACAUUACAUCUAGAAUAUGAAGAAAUCAUGGUCUAUAUAAAAUUAAUAGACGGAAAAAUCAUAAACCUGAAAGUGAAUAGAAAUUUCACCAUCAAACAAGUUAUUCGCAUGGUUAAAGAUAAAGGCAUUUCGAUAGAUCAUUUAACCGUAAUUCUGGACCACAGCAAUAACGUCUUAACUUCCUUGAGAACAUUAGAAAAUUAUAGGAUUAGACAUGAGUCCACUCUUAAUUUACAUCAAUCUAAACGAUUUUCUGGUCAGUUAAUCGUGAAAUCACUAACCGGAAAAGAAAUAAAAAUUGAUGCAGAAUUUAGUGACACCAUUGACCAAGUUAAACAAAAGAUCCAGGACAAGGAGGGAAUCCCUCCUGAUCAACAACGUCUUAUUUAUUCUGGCAGGCAAUUAGAAGACGGGCGUACCUUAUCAGAUUAUAAUAAUUUUGAAUCUAAACUAAUUUACGGAUAUUGGGUUUAA